Salarias fasciatus (jewelled blenny) is the source of this 2757-nucleotide messenger RNA. RefSeq names its product polypeptide N-acetylgalactosaminyltransferase 15. The record is from RefSeq and is a predicted model, not a curated record. Gene Ontology annotation, cellular component: Golgi apparatus. NCBI's taxonomy places the organism in Eukaryota, Metazoa, Chordata, Actinopteri, Blenniiformes, Blenniidae. The coding region runs from base 156 to 2090 and encodes 644 amino acids. Gene Ontology annotation, biological process: protein O-linked glycosylation. Gene Ontology annotation, molecular function: polypeptide N-acetylgalactosaminyltransferase activity. The transcript is spliced from 10 exons.
GUAAUAUUCAGUAGUCUGGUCAGCUUGUGUGAUAGAAUGUUUUUUCACCUUCCCGGAUAACAUCAGUCUGUUUUCCUCCUCUUGUUGAAAUGCAGGAUAAGUUAAAGAGAAACUCCAGCAAAGUAUAAACUACACAUCGCAUUUCCUCCUCCAGCAUGAGGCUAUGCAGGGCUAAACCUGUCCGCAGGAGGAUGCUCUGCCUCUGGCUGCUGCUCAUCGGCUUCGUCCUGGUGACGCUGACGCUCUCGGAUCUCUUCAGCCAGGACCGCGACCUCAGUCUGGGAAUGCCUGGCUCCCCGCGGCGGCCCCUCCAGCGGAUCCAAAGCCCACCGGACCCGGAGGUCAUCGUGCAGUCUCGGGACCCUGCUCUGGAACUUGGAGUCGAUUCGGCUCCAAUAGAAUCCCUGCAAGAAGACCAGCUUCUAUUUGUGCAGUCAGUCCAGGGCACCAGGAGCCCGACGCAGAAGAAGCGGAGUUACAAGUUACUGUUACCUGGAGCAAAUAAAGACGCGACCGUGUCGGGACCGUCUGCGCUCGGUGAGAUGGGGAGAGCCGUGCAGCUGCAGCUGGAGGCUGCAGAGAGGGACAUGGAGCUGGCUGCGCUGCAGAGAUACGGGUUUAACGAGGUGGUCAGUGAGAAGAUUUCUCUCCAUCGCAAACUGCCGGACGCGCGCAAUCCUGAGUGCUUCGGGGAGCAGUUCAGCGAGUCUCUGCCGUCUGCCAGUGUUGUCAUAUGUUUUCACGACGAGGCUUGGUCCACUCUCCUGCGCACCGUGCACAGCGUGCUCGACACUGCGCCCCGUCAGCAUCUGCAGGAGGUCCUGUUGGUGGACGACCUGAGUCAGCAUGGUCACCUGAAGGCUGUGCUGAGCGAGUAUGUGUCCCACCUGGAUGGAGUUCACUUGAUUCGCAGCAAAAAGCGCCUGGGUGUGGCGGGGUGUCGUACCCUGGGUGCCGCCCGGGCAGUAGGGGAGGUGUUGGUCUUCAUGGACUCUCACUGCGAGUGCCAGACUGGCUGGCUGGAGCCUCUGCUGGAGAGAGUUGCCCAGGAUAGGACCACAGUAGUGUCCCCCAUCGUGGAUGAGAUAGACUGGCAGACGCUCCAGUACAGUGCCACCCAGUGGCCAGUCCAGGGACUGUUUGACUGGAGGCUGGACUUCCACUGGGAAUCAAACCCUCAACUGCAAGAAAAGGAUCCAGAGAUGAAUGUCCAACCUGUGCAGAGCCCGGCUUUAGGAGGGGAAGUUUUAGCCAUUGACAAACAGUUCUUCCAAAGCGUGGGAGCCUACGAUCCAGGAAUGCUGCUGUGGGGGGCGGAGCAAAUCGAGCUAUCAAUCAGGGUAUGGUCUUGCGGGGGCUCCAUGGAGGUGGUCCCUUGCUCCCGCGUGGCCCACCUCAACCGUCACCACCUGCCACAUCGCUCCCCAGACCAGGACCUGCUUGAGAGGAACAAAAUUCGCAUUGCUGACACCUGGAUGGACGCUUACAGGAAGAUCUUCUUCAGAAGAGACACGCUUGCUCAUUUCAUCAGGCAGUCUGAAAGUCCAAACAUCACCGAGCGUCUCCGACUGAAGAGAAGUCUGGGCUGUAGGAACUUCCACUGGUUCCUCACAUCAGUGUAUCCGCAGCUCUACAUCCCACAGGACAGGCCUACACUGUCAGGCGAGCUGUACAGUGUUGGCACCGGCAGAUGUGCAGACUCCUUCCAUGGACCGGAGGGUGAAGCCAUGACUGUCGCCCCGUGCACUGGGACGGGCAGCCAGCAUUGUGAUCUAAACUCUGAGGGGGAAGUGCGAUGGGGUCCCAUGGGUGCUUCGUGCUUGGAUGUAAAGGGAGACAGGGUGGUCCUCUCUUUAUGUCCCACCCAGCGGCCAACCCUCAGCAGACUCCAGUGGAAGUUUGUGAAGCUGAGCAGUCAGCUGCUUCACCAGCAGUCCCAGUUAUGUCUGGAGGCUGUUAAAGAAGGAGCCCAGCAGAGCAGACAGGACAACAUCCACGCCAGCGCGGGAGGUCUCUUCCUGCGCCAGUGCUCACAUCACCCCAGACAGCAGUGGCACUUUGAGCAGCUGGUGGUUCCUAAAGGAACCUGAGACACUAAACCCGAAGGGAACCGGUAAAUAUGUGAGACGUGAAUCAUCUCACUGACCGAGCAUUAAUAUACAAUUCACAGUGGCAUUGAGAUAUGCUGUGUACAGAAAGAUAGUGACUCUUUGACACAGUGUGAUCCAAGCAGCAGCCGGUCGUCGUCAGAUGGGAGCUGAACUCAUCCUCCCAAAGAGAGGACAGUCCUCUUCACACGAGUUGGAGACAAUUAACCUCAGAUGAUGCUUUUGGAUUGUGGGAAGAAACUGGAGUUCCCAGAGAAAUCCCACAUGUGGGCAGAAAGAACAUGCACACAGAAAAUCCUCAGAGCCUGGACUUGAAUUCACCUGUGGGAUGAGAUUGUGAAGCACCAGAACUUUGCAGCCCUUAUAGAGAACAUAAUAUGUUGGCGCUCAUCACCCAAAAGCGCUGGACACAGCAUAGAUUUUCUCUUUUGCCACUCAGCCGUUUUGUUCCUGUUUUAAGGAUUGCACAUAUUAGAAAAGUCUAAGUGUAUUGUUUAAUUAUAUAUUGUAUGUCAGUUCUUCAUGUUUGGUUCAUUAAAUGCUUGCUUGAUUUACUUUUUAUGCACUUUUCAGAAAAGGCAGAUGGACACAAUGAAAGCAGCUGAACUCAGUCUCUGUCAGUCCCUGAAUAAAUUAUUUCACAAAUGCU